Anneissia japonica is the source of this 3136-nucleotide messenger RNA. RefSeq names its product bile acid-CoA:amino acid N-acyltransferase-like. The coding region runs from base 241 to 1557 and encodes 438 amino acids. Lineage: Eukaryota; Metazoa; Echinodermata; Crinoidea; Comatulida; Comatulidae. Gene Ontology annotation, molecular function: fatty acyl-CoA hydrolase activity. The transcript has 9 exons. Gene Ontology annotation, biological process: fatty acid metabolic process; acyl-CoA metabolic process. The record is from RefSeq and is a predicted model, not a curated record.
GAAGUUCCCUGGCCGUCUCCCCGCUAGCGCUGGCGCCGCCACACUGACAUCAUGACCUGUGUGCGGCGCGCGCGUACCUUUGAGAGUUGACACGCUGUCACGGCGCACGCGCACAUGUUGCACUGAUAGCAGACUGCAGCAGCGAGAUUCGAAAAUUUGCAGAAUGAAAAUUUUUAUUGAUUCAUUUUUUAAAGCUAAGCCUUACAGACAGGUAUUGUUCAGGAACAAUCCGAAUAUAUUAUGCCUUUUAUAAAGGUUUCAAAACCUCAAGCCUUGGUAGAUGAGAUCAUCGAUAUUCAAGUUGGUGGCCUCAGACCUCAUCAGAAUGUAACUCUCCGGGCUUUCCUUGACGAGUUGGGAAAAAAGUUUGAAGCACAUGCUCACUUUGUAGCAGACAACAAUGGAGAUAUGGAUACCUGCCAAAUAUCUGAGGGAGGAUCUUAUAUAGGCAUCCAGCAAAUGGGUCUUUUCACAAGCAUGAAGCCAUCACCAAAUCAAAAGUCUGGAACGCGACUUCGUAAAAUAGUUGCUACAACUCCAUUUGAAGUGCAUCUAGCAGUUUAUGAUGGAUGGUUGACAACAGAAGACUUCUACAAGUCUUCUGCUCCAGCAGUGUUAUCAAAAAUUAAAAUCGAAAGAUGGUAUCUAUCAGAUGACGUCGAACGGAUCAAGAUCAGUACUGGAAAUAUCCGAGGUGUUCUCUUUAAACCAAAAAACAGCAACUUGUGUCCGGGAGUGAUUGAUAUAUUUGGUUUCAUUGGAGGAAUUUUUGAGUUCAGAGCUGCUUUACUCGCAUCGCAUGGCUACGCUACAUUAUGUUUACCUUACUUCCAGUAUGAAGAUCUACCCAUUUCCCAACAUCGCGUCACUAUGGAAUAUUUUGAGGAAGCUGUUGAUUGGAUGAUUAGUCUUCCAUUUGUAGCAGAGGAUGGGCUAGGUGUUCUUGGUGUUUCCAUGGGAGCUCAAAUAUCCAUGAUGAUGUCAGUAUUAUUUCAACAGAAGAUCAAGGCAUGUGUUUGCAUCAAUGGAUCGCAUUAUCAUUUUAAAGAAAGCCCGGCACGACUAUACAAAAAUGAAGAAAAACCAGUUAUGAUUUAUGAUAUUUCUCGAAUUAUAUUCAUUGAUGAUAAGCAAGACAGAAGACAGUGUCCAGUUUUUGGGCCAUACCUUGAAAAAGACGGUUUUAUUGAAAUUGAGAAAGCAACCAGUGCUUUUUUGUUUGUCGUUGGUGAAGAUGAUUGGUCAAUUAAAAUCGCUGAGUUAGCUGACCAAGCUUGUCAACGUCUGAGAGAUCACAAGAAAGAGAACUGGACAUUAAUCAGCUACCCAGGAGCAGGACAUUUGAUUGAACCGCCGUACACGCCACUAAGUAGUGAAGUUUAUCAAGGCAACCAAAUGGGUGUAGGAUUAUUUGGUGGAAGAACCAACGAACAUGCCGAGGCACAAGAGAAUGCGUGGAGAAACAUAUUAGCAUUUUUCAAUCAACAUCUGCGUUGUGAUAAUAAACCAGGAACAUGUUACAGUGCUUCAGAUGCAGGACUGAAAAGCAAACUCUGAUGCCUGUCAAGAUAUCAGCAUUGUUAUCGUAUUGUAAUCAUACCUGGUUUGUGAUUUUCAACUUUUAGGAAAUUGCUUUAAAUUUUUUUAAAAUGCAACUUUAGUAUUUGUGCAUAUUUCUCCAGCCAUUUUACUUUCUAAUAUCAGUUCAUAAUUCUGAAUGCAUGAGAAAGUCAUUGAGGGUUAAGUUGAAAUUGUCAUAAAAACAACUAAAUAUAAACCAAUCAUAGAACCUGUAGAUAGCUACAAUAUUCCCAAUUUUCUGCCAAAAUGUCUUCUUUUUCUUGGAAUACAAAAAUAUAUUUUCAAAAAUAAAGUUGAUUUAAUAGAUAAAUACAUAAUUUUGACAAAUAGAACAGAUUUCUUCAUUUAAUAAGCUUAAAAAUUCAAGUUUAACUACAAAAAUGUUUUGAAAGCAAUUUCUGUGUAAUUUAGCGGUGAUUGUCCAUGCAUUUUGUUUAUCUGCAACUGUAUUUUUACAUCGGGAAUUGGGACUUCUCUUCAUCUUCGUCCUGAAUAAACUUUUCUGUAUCCUUGUAUUAACGUUUUGGUGGUGUAGCUAUCAGACAUCCUCAUCAUCUUUGAAACAUAUAUUUCCAAAUGUUCAUCCACGGUAGUACCUUGAGGUUUUGCCUUGUCUUGUCCAGAAUCCAUAUUUUUAUCACUCACAGCCUUGUUUGAAUGCUUUUAUUGCAAUGUGUUGAGAACACUUGUUCUUGUGCAUUUACUUCUUUUUCCGAAAAAUCCCUGUUACAAGUUUGUUUAUGUCUCUUAAAGCAAUUUCUAUGUAAUUCAACACAUAUAUUUUGUUAAAGAGUGUAUUGUCCCCAUUCAGAAGUUGAUGAAGUCGUCUGGCCCAAUGGUUUUGUUGGCGUAGUUGCCAAAAUUUCUCAUGAUUUCGCCAUUGAUGGUAAAUGACUUUGCAUUGCAUUUGUUGAUUGUUACUUCUACUUCUUCUUGGGUUGUGGUGUGGGUGAUCCAUACGUUGUCGAUUCCACAUUUGUUUGGUUUGGUCUUUGCGAAGAAAUAGAAGAAAAGGUGUUCGACUUGCUCCAGAACCUCAUUUUUGGUGAGCAUUUUCUGUGUAUAAAAUGAAAAUGUCCAUCCAUGGUGGCAACUUGUACCACAGCUCGCAGCCUUGUCUCCAACAAGUUGAAAAAAUUCUGUUUAUCGUGUCAUCAUAUUAACAUAUCCAUACUAACAUUUCGAAAGUGGUAGUAGUCAAGCAUCUUUGUCAUCUUGUAAGUAAUAUUAUACUCAUAUUUGAGAAGUCCUCAACAAGCCAGCUUUUGACGUUAGCGCCACUUAGGUCUACGCAAUCGACUGUAAACUGCGUACUGGCAAAACCGAAAUUCGCCCAUCUACCAACUACUGUAAUUGGCUCUGAAUUCUGGAGACAAAACUAUCCCCUAUAACUAUUACCUGGAUUGGCAUACUUAAUUUUUUCCCAGGUAACAGAUUGAUAAUAUAAAUUGAACCAAGGGUUCAGAGAGACUCACCUCUAGUAUGAACUGGUGCCAUAGUCAUUGUCAGAGAGCAUCUCGUAGCAAGGAUACACUCUCUAACCAAAACGCAUGAC